Molecule: messenger RNA, 1544 nt
Organism: Thecamonas trahens ATCC 50062
Lineage: Eukaryota; Apusomonadida; Apusomonadidae
Exons: 2
Coding region: 86-1333 (415 amino acids)
Source: RefSeq, a predicted model, not a curated record
CCUGACUUUGUUCAAACCGUACAUUCUUCGUUUGUUCUCGAACACAGCCAGCCUCAUCACCACACCGAGAGCGCGGUCAUUUGGUAUGCCGCGCAAGAAGCUCAAGUUUGGAUCACCGCCAGCCGCGGUGCCGGAGGAGACCCGGAGCGGGCUCUCGCCGAGCCGCAAGCGCAAGUCGUUGUCGCCGGCAGCGCCCGAGGAGCGCGAGACGAAGCGGCCGCGGCCGCUCAAGCCGAGCGGAAGCAAGACGACGUCGUCUUCGGGCGGCGGAGGCAACAACCUCAAGUGCCCGGUCGACGGAUGCCCGUACUCGUGCCGGUUUGCCUCGCUCAUGAUCAUCCACUGCCGCAAGCACUCUGGCGAAAAGCCGUUCCUCUGCACGUAUCCGAAGUGCGCGCACCGGUGCUCGCAAAAGGCGAACCUCAAGACACACUACAAGAACUGCCACCUGAAGAAGACCGAGUCUGGGCAGACGCUGACGGCCGAGGAGAUCGCAGACGCGCUGCGCGAGUUUGAACCCGAGUCGCUGCCGACGCCGAUGGCAGUGGCCAUGGCACAGUCGACGGUCCGCCGCGCCGAGCUCGAGGCGGCAGCGGCGCAGGCCGACGCCUCGAGCUCGGCGGCGACCUCGCUGGCGACGUUUGUGGCCGAGCAAGCGACGCUGGUGGCCUCGGUCCUCGCCGGGCGGGCCGAGGAAGCCGCGGCGCUUGCCGAGCGGCAGGCACUAGCCGCAACUGGCGUCGGCUCGCGGAGCCGGUCCGGAGCCAAGAAGAAGGCCGGCAAGCCGUCAAAGAGCAAGAAGCAGGCAGCAGGUGAGAAGAUGCCUGUUCGGCGGACGCUCAUGCCGCCGUCGGAGCUGCUCUCGGCAGCGACGAGCAAGCGUCAGACGUCGCCGUUCCCCGGCGAGUCGCCGCCGCAGCGCGAGGCUCCUCCGACGGUCCGCUUUGCGGCCCCGACCGGGCCGGGCAUCUCGUCGACUCGCGAAGUGGCGCUCUCGCCGCGGUUCAUUGACGGAUGCUCGGUGCUCAACACGCUCCGGUUCCACCCGCCCAAGCCGCCGGUGCACGCUCGGCGGCCUGUGGUGGAGCUCCUCCGGACGCCGCCGUUUGAGCCGUUUGUCCCGCCCAAGGGCCCCAUGCUUGUCGACGUCAUCGGCUCGCCCAAGCUGUUCAAGGGCCCGCAAAACAUGCAGACCUCGCCGCGGAUCCCGAUUGCGUCGGCGUCACCGGCAUCGCGGCCGGCUGCUCCGCGCGUCGUCGUUGUUCAAGGCCGCGAGACGUCGGUCAUGAACCCGUCCGACGCGCUGCGGCUCAUCACCUCGCUGCCCGAGUAGGCCGUGCCCCUCCCGUCGCUUGCUGGCUCUGGGUAUCGAGACGCAACUGCCGAACCGCGCAUCGUUGACCCGCACACCUCGACCUUCUCACUCUCUUCCUCUUUUCUCUCCAUUCUUUUCCAACUUUCAUCCCUCCCUCACCAAUCCUCGACGGCAAGGCGAGCAGCGGGCAGGCUGCCCGCGGCGCAAGCCGCGAAUUCCUUGCCUGCCC